AAACAGAGAAGGAGAUCACAAUGGGAGGAUCAGAAUCAACAUCCCAAACUAAAACAUCAUCAGCAGAAUUUAAUAUACCAUGGAGGGAAACACCCUGGGACAAUAAAGAACUUUUGGAGAAAAACCUGAGGGAACUUAAGCUGAGCGAUUCAAAUGUUAAGUACAUCAGGAUCUUGCUGGCUGGAGAAGUGGGAGCAGGAAAAUCCAGCUUCAUCAACUCAGUCAAUAGUGUUUUUCAAAGAAGAAUCACAACAGAAGCUCUUGCUGAUUCAGUGUCUGGUACAAGUUUUACAAGAACAUACAGAACUUAUUACAUAAGAAAUGGAGAAUCAGUUCUGCCUUUUGUCUUCAAUGACAUCAUGGGCUUAGAAUCCGAAGACUCAAAUGGUGCAGAUCCAGAAGACAUUGCCAAAGCCCUUGAGGGUCUCCUUAGGGAAGGACACAAUUUCAAUCCAACUGAUUCUGCUAAAAAUUAUGACUGCAAAAGUGAUACAAGCCCUGAGGAUCUGACAUACUGUCUGGUCUACGUCAUAGCAGCUGACAAAGUAUCAAUGAUGACUAAAGAAGUCUUCAAAAAGAUGAAAUACAUUAGACAGAAGGCCAGCAGUCUGGAAAUUCCUCAGGCAGUCAUCAUGACGAGAGUGGAUGAAGCUUGCCCACUAGUGGAAAAAAACCUAAGAAAAAUCUACUCAAGCAAGAAGAUAAAAGAGAAGAUGCAGGAGUGCUCUAAUUCAGUUGGUGUCCCUGUGAGCCACAUCUUCCCUGUGAAGAACUACCAUGAGGAGAUUGAUACACAAAAUGACAUUGAUGUACUGAUCCUGAGGGCUCUAACACAGAUUGUGCAAAUUGCAGAUGAUCUUGUGAACAGAAGAAAAAGUGAUUCUGGAAAUUGUUAAUAUGAAUCUGACACGAGAGAAAGCAAAGACAAUUGUGGGAACUUGUAUUAAUAAAUGUUAAUUCUUCUCAUGCUGUGUAAUAUAUAACUGUAGCUUUAUACGCAAGGCUGAACUGCUUCCUAUGUUUCUGGUAAGAACUGAUAAACCAGUACAUGGAGCUCCAGGAACUGGAACGCAUGUCAACGCUAGAGCAGACAGGGAGGGUGAUAUAUGUACUUGAGAUUUCUGUUCUCAGCCACUUCUUUUCUCAUGGGCCACUUCUCAACUGACACUUGACUAGUAAGUGACAUUAAUAAAAAGACUCUUCA
Carassius carassius (crucian carp) is the source of this 1204-nucleotide messenger RNA. Its product is annotated as interferon-induced protein 44-like. Lineage: Eukaryota; Metazoa; Chordata; Actinopteri; Cypriniformes; Cyprinidae. The record is from RefSeq and is a predicted model, not a curated record. The coding region runs from base 21 to 896 and encodes 291 amino acids. The transcript is spliced from 7 exons.